AUGACAAUAGGCACAUUAUCGCCAUAUGGAUGGCAAAAACAACCUUCCCUACGCGCACACAAAUGCAAUAUGUUGCUAUUCACAAACGAAAUAUUCGUUUUUGAACCAACAUUAGCCUCGAAUUUUCUUACGGAUAACAGCCUCAUGGCUAUCGAUUUUCUUGCCUAUAUCUGGCCGGAAUUUACGCUUUCUGGACCAGCCGCCCAAGUGCUUCCUGAAACUCGACCAGAGCCGGUAAAACUCCGGCGACCUGAGCUGCAAGGGAGUCCCCCUAGCCGACCUGAGGCGGAGGUUGAUUUGAUACUUCCCGGAAGACAAGAACGACCUCUGCCGGCCGAGGGUUCUGAAGUUCCCUUCCAGAAGGUCCUCGAUCUCUUUCUUCAACCUGGGCUCCCCAAUGUCGAUUGCGGCGAAUCUCAGAAGGGUUUCGUUGAAAACCGGUUUUUUAGGGUUCUUAACCUGCGAGGCUUCGUAUCUCAGCUGGAACGAGCUUUUUUGGUGAAAAAGCAACCUUACGGUGAGCGUGGCCGCCAUAGCCACGAGCAGAAGGAGGCUGUACAGGGGGAGCACGCCGCGCUUCAUUGGGUUAAAUUAACGACGGAUCCCGAGAAUCUUGGCCGUCCGGCGGCGCGUGCUAGAGUUUGGGAGAUAUUAGGAUUUGGAGGGGAUGAGAAUGGUUCUGUUGCGAUUCAUCUCGGGCAAGGAAGUGGGAAAUUGAAGCACGACUGCGCGAACAUUAGGAUUUGA
Messenger RNA from Striga asiatica, 747 nucleotides. NCBI's taxonomy places the organism in Eukaryota, Viridiplantae, Streptophyta, Magnoliopsida, Lamiales, Orobanchaceae. The record is from the annotation of a GenBank genome assembly.